This is a messenger RNA of Mus pahari (shrew mouse), 2708 nucleotides long. It is a transcript of the gene Trim59, whose product is annotated as tripartite motif containing 59. The record is from RefSeq and is a predicted model, not a curated record. The transcript has 3 exons. Bases 146 to 1357 code for a protein of 403 amino acids. Gene Ontology annotation, cellular component: centrosome; cilium; intraciliary transport particle B. NCBI's taxonomy places the organism in Eukaryota, Metazoa, Chordata, Mammalia, Rodentia, Muridae. Gene Ontology annotation, biological process: cilium assembly. Gene Ontology annotation, molecular function: zinc ion binding.
CUCGGGAGCCUUCGCCGUGCGCGCCGUCGCCCGCCGUCGCCCGCCGUCGCCCGCCUCGCCCGCCUCGCGAAUAACAAAGGAUCCUGGAAAAGUUGGAGAAGAUAAAGUACAUUCAGUAUCCAGAUCAGAUUUUACAGGCCAGGAAAUGCACAAUUUCGAGGACGAGUUAACGUGUCCCAUUUGUUACAGUAUCUUUGAAGAUCCCCGUGUACUACCAUGCUCUCAUACAUUUUGUAGAAACUGUUUGGAAAAUGUUCUUCAGGCAUCUGGUAACUUUUACAUAUGGAGGCCUCUGCGAAUUCCACUCAAGUGUCCUAACUGCAGAAGUAUUAUUGAAAUUGCUUCUACUGGCAUAGAAUCCUUACCUGUAAACUUUGCAUUACGAGCAAUUAUUGAAAAGUACCAGCAAGAAGACCACCCAGAUGUUGUCACCUGCCCUGAACAUUACAGGCAACCAUUAAAUGUUUAUUGUCUACUAGAUAAGAAAUUAGUUUGUGGCCAUUGUCUUACUAUAGGCCAACAUCAUGGCCACCCUAUAGAUGACCUUCAAAGUGCCUAUCUGAAAGAAAAGGAUACACCUCAGAAGUUGUUGAAACAGUUAACCGACACACACUGGACAGAUAUCACUCGUCUUAUUGAAAAGCUUGAAGAACAGAAAUGUCAUUCUGAGAAAAUAGUUCAAGGUGAUAAGGAAGUUGUUCUCCAGUAUUUUAAGGUGCUUACUGAUACAUUAGAACAGAAAAAAAAAUAUUUUUUGGCAGCUCUUUGUGAUGUUGGCAAGAUGAUUAAUCAAGAAUACACUCCGCAGAUUCAAAGAAUGAAGGAGCUAAGGGAACAACAACUUGAGUUAAUGGCAAUAACGACAUCUUUACAAGAUGAGUCUCCACUUAAAUUUCUGGAAAAAAUUGAUGAUGUCCGCCAACGUGUGCAGAUGUUGAAACAGAGACCACUUCCUGAGGUCCAGCCUGUUGAAAUUUAUCCUCGAGUAAGCAAUGUAUUAAAAGAAGAGUGGAGCAGAACAGAAAUUGGACGUAUUCAGAAAGCUGUUAUUCCUGAAAUGAGAGUUUCUUCAAAAAGAACGCCAUGUUCCAGGUCUGAUAAUGAUGAAAAAGAAAUGGAACUUUAUAAAAUUUUAAACAUUGCUAUAGUUUCACUCAUUUCAGUGAUACUAAUGUUGAUACUCUUUUUCAACCAUCACAUAAUAACCUUCUUAAAUGAAAUCACUUCAAUAUGUUUCUCUGAAGUCUUUCUCUCUGUUUACCAAAGUUUAUCUAAGAACUUAUAUGACUUAAACAAUACAGUGUGCUACACUUUAUAUUUGUUAAAGGAAUUUAUGUGGAAAAUAGUUUCUCAUUGAAAACCUAGAAUUUCCAGUUUUAUGUGGGCUUCUGUAUAAUAGAGGCUAAGCUUUGAUUGCUAGAUGGAAAGUCAGGGUGGCAUAAACAGCACAUCAACCUGUUACAACAUCUUACAACAGAUGUACAGAAAUACAAUAAACUUCCCAUGCUUGGCUACAAGUGCUGUCAGAAAUGAGACAUUAUCUGAAAGAUGACUAAAAUCAAAUUAGAAGAUGACAACUUUUGGGUUGAAUAUUAACACCCUACCCUGUUUUUAUUGGCUUACUCAUCAAUGUUUUAUUCUGAUUAAUAGGACUUUAACUGUUACAUGUUAUAGUGGCUAACUUUGCAGUUCUUUGUAUAUGUAGAUGUAAGAUUUUAAAAAAAUGACAAGAUCCUUGAGGUCCACAAGCCUAUUUUGAUGAUUUGAAGCUUUUCAAAGCACAGAUGGAGAUGAUGUAUAAGUUGUUUUAAAAAUCUAGGCCAGGAUUGUUUAAACAUAUUUUUUGGUCAAGUCUAUUAAUAGGCUUAGGAGCAGUCAUCCCAAGUAGCACUGCUUGCUGCUUAUGGAUAAAUAACUUGUCUAGUACACUGAUUAAUUCAUCCUUGGUAUCAGUGAGGUCUCAAAAACCCACUGAUCAAAAAGUGCCUUGACUGCUGGCUCCAGCACCACAAAGCAAACCAAGUACACAUUUUGAUUUUGUAGUAUUUUAGUCGUUUUUAUAUGAAAACUAUACGAACCAUGUACAUUGACAAUCAUAUUGAUGUGAUUCAUUUAAUAGAUUCAGUAUCAUGUAAACUAUAUAUAUCUUAAAAUGGUCUCAUCCUGUAGCUCAAGUACUGGGAUUAAAAGUAUGAGUUGCUGCUGUACCUGUUUAGUCUUGUUUGUGUGUGUGUGUGUGUGUGUGUGUUUAGUCUUAAAAGAGGAUAUUAAGUCAGAACCUUUACUUUUGCUUCCUUGAUAUGGACGCCAUGAUGCAUGUGGUAGAACUUUUGGUUCACAACCAUUGAAAUUUCCAACACAAUGCUUUCCAGAAACCCCAUGAGGUGCUCUUGAAUGGGGACCUUAUUUCAAAUAAAAGCUGUGUUUAUUAAGGUCAAAAUAACACUGACAAGUUUUGUCACUAAGUCAUUAGGUCUGCUUAUCAGACUCAAAAUCUAGCAAAAUGUAACUAAUGAAGGUGAGGGGGAAUAGUGUAAACAUUAGCAAGUGAAGAACACUGGAAUAUUUUUCAAGGGGUUACUAACUUCUUUGUAGAGAUGAGGAAACAAAUGAAGUGCCAGUGUUAGCAGGUGGGAAAGCUCAUUCUAUUAUGCUUAAAAUAACUUGAGUAGGCUGAUCUAUGCAAUUAACCGAAACUUUUAUUUCAA